Messenger RNA from Verticillium nonalfalfae, 1764 nucleotides. RefSeq lists its product as uncharacterized. Bases 1 to 1764 code for a protein of 587 amino acids. Gene Ontology annotation, biological process: transmembrane transport. The record is from RefSeq and is a predicted model, not a curated record. NCBI's taxonomy places the organism in Eukaryota, Fungi, Ascomycota, Sordariomycetes, Glomerellales, Plectosphaerellaceae. The transcript has 4 exons. Gene Ontology annotation, molecular function: transmembrane transporter activity.
AUGUUCAAGUACAUGUACCGGCGCAUCGCCGUCGCGCCCACAGAGUCCGUCGAUGACUACCUCGGCGUCGUCGUGCCUCUCGAGGAGGCCCAUCUUCACAGCCACUCAGCGCGCACCGGCCGCACCGAGUUUGAGGACCCGCCAUCUCCCGGCGACGACGCUGGCGAUGCGCCAAAGGACAGGGAGGAGAGCGAGGGCAUGCUCGAGAUGAGCGCGGCCGAGUACAGCAUUGAGGGUCUCCGGAGAGAAGUGAGGGCUGGCAAGGGCGACUCUACGGAUUACGAGAUGAGGUCAAAGUUGAUCAACAAGGCCAUCCAGGAUAUUGGCAUGGGCAAAUACAACUGGCAGCUGUUCAUUCUUUGCGGCUUUGGCUGGUUUGCCGAUAACCUUUGGAUGCAAGGCGUUUCUCUGUGUUUGCCAUCACUAUCCGCUGAGUUUGACGUGCCGACCAAGACGGUGCGGUACACGACAAGCUCCGUCUUCAUCGGCCUAUGCUUUGGCAGCUUCAUCUGGGGCAUCGGCUCUGACAUCUUGGGCCGCCGCAUCGCCUUCAACUGUACCCUGCUCAUCACUAGCGUCUUUGGCAUCCUUGUCUCCUUUGCCCCGUCCUGGGGCUGGACCUGCUUCCUCUUUGCCGCUCUUGGCUUCGGCGUCGGCGGCAAUCUCCCUGUCGACGGCGCCCUCUUUCUCGAGUUUCUUCCCGACGCAUCGAGCGCGCUGCUGACUCUUCUCUCUGUAUGGUGGCCCGUCGGCCAGCUCGUAUCCUCGCUCAUUGCCUGGUACUGCAUCGCCAACUGGCCCGCCGAUCAAGGUUGGCGCCUCUUUGUUUUCAUCAUUGGCGUCAUGACGCUGGUCAUGUUUGGUAUCCGCUGCUUCUUGUUCCAUCUCUUUGAGUCGCCCAAAUUCCUCCUGUCCAAGGGCCGCCAAGCCGAGGCCAUUGCCGUCGUCCAUGGCAUCGCUUAUAGGAACGGUGCAAAGACGUGGUUGACGGAAGAGAUUAUGAAUGCCGUCGUCGACGACGUCGCCCAUCCCGAACUCCACGAGGUCCGACCCGCUGGAGUCAGCGUACUGAAGGACAAACUCAGCAAGUUCUCCGGCGACCGAAUCCGGCCCCUCUUCCAGAACAGGACGCUCGGCAUGGCGACCAUGCUCAUCUGGUUCUGCUGGGCCACCAUCGGCCUCGGCUACCCGCUCUUCAACGCCUUCCUCCCCCAGUACCUCUCCGAGCACGGCGAGGACCCCUCGACCGGCGCCGGCGCCAGGGCCGAGGCGCCUGCAGAGGAGGGCACAACCAUCUCGGCCGAGACGUACCGCAACUACGCCAUCACCUCGAUUAUGGGCAUCCCCGGCGCCCUCCUCGCCGCGUACCUUGUCGACCACCAGUCUCCCUGGCUCGGCCGCCGCGGCACCCUCGCCAUAUCGACCUUCGUGUCGGCCAUCUUUCUCUUUCUGUUUGUCGAGUUUGGCACGACGCCCAACGCGAAGCUCUUCUUCUCCUGCGUCGAGGCCUUUGCCCAGAACAUCAUGUACGGCGUCCUGUACGCCUUCACCCCGGAGAUCUUCCCCGCCCCUGUCCGCGGCGCCGGCACCGGCGUAGCGAGCUUCCUGAACCGCGUCACGGGCCUCAUGGCGCCCGUCAUUGCCGCCAACAUUCCCGGCGACGGCACGACGGCGCCCAUCACCAUGUCUGGCGUGCUGAUCCUGCUGGCCUUUGUCGGCAUGUGUCUGAUUCCUAUCGAGACGCGCGGCCGGCAGAGACUGUGA